This is a messenger RNA of Pseudoliparis swirei, 5136 nucleotides long. It is a transcript of the gene smarcc2, whose product is annotated as SWI/SNF related, matrix associated, actin dependent regulator of chromatin, subfamily c, member 2. Gene Ontology annotation, cellular component: SWI/SNF complex; npBAF complex; nBAF complex. Gene Ontology annotation, biological process: positive regulation of DNA-templated transcription. The coding region runs from base 1 to 3120 and encodes 1039 amino acids. The record is from RefSeq and is a predicted model, not a curated record. Gene Ontology annotation, molecular function: histone binding; nucleosomal DNA binding. Lineage: Eukaryota; Metazoa; Chordata; Actinopteri; Perciformes; Liparidae. The transcript has 26 exons.
AUGGCGGUGCGUAAGAAAGACGGCGGCCCGAAUGUAAAAUAUUUCGAAGCGUCUGAUACCGUUUCUCAGUUUGAUAAUGUCCGCGUCUGGCUGGGAAAGAAUUACAAAAAGUACAUCCAGGCCGAGCCCCCCACCAACAAGUCUCUGUCCAGCCUGGUGGUCCAGCUGCUCCAGUUCCAGGAGGAGGUGUUCGGUCGACAUGUCAGCAACCCUCCGCUGACCAAGCUGCCAAUGAAAUGUUUUCUGGACUUCAAGUCAGGUGGGGCUCUCUGCCACAUCCUGGCUGCUGCCUACAAGUUCAAGAGUGACCAGGGAUGGCGCAGGUUUGACUUCCAGAAUCCAUCGAGGAUGGACCGAAAUGUGGAGAUGUUCAUGACCAUUGAGAAGUCUUUAGUGCAAAACAACUGCCUGAGUCGGCCAGUCAUCUACCUGAGCUCUGACAUAGAGCCAAAACUGCUCGGGAAACUAAAAGACAUCAUAAAAAGACAUCAGGGCUCAGUAAGUGAAGACAAGGCCUCCAGCUCCCAUGUUGUUGUUCCUAUUCCCACCAGCCUGGAGGAAGAGGAGUGGGUGCGUCCAGUGAUGAAGAGAGAUAAGCAAGUGCUGCUCCACUGGGGAUAUUUGCCUGACAGUUACGACACAUGGAUCCAAGCUAAUGAGAUCGAGGCUGCUGUGGAGGAUCCUCCCAGCCCAGAAAAACCUAGGAAGGUCCAUGCCAAGUGGAUUUUAGACCUGGACCAGUAUAACGAGUGGAUGAAUGAGGAGGACUAUGAAGUGGGCGAGGGCUACCCUAAGAGGAAGAGGAUCUCAGCCAAGACCCUGACAGAUGAAGUGAGCACUCCCGAUGAGCGGAGGGACAAGAAGUCUGGCAGUGCGAAGAAGAGGAAGAGGUCGCCGUCGCCAUCCCCCACCCCUCCGCCUCAGGAGAGCAAGAAGAAGAAUACCAAAAAAGGGCCAACGACCCCGUACACCAAGUCUAAACGAGGCCAAAAGGAAGAGGAACAGGAGGAUCCGAGUAAAGACUUGGAUGAAGCAUCACCUGUUCCAGCAUCAGAAGAGGGAAACCCACCUAAAACAAAUAACACCAAGAAGGACUCUGAUUCAACUCCCGUCAAGGGAGGAACAGAUAUGGACGAGCAAGAGGAUGAGUCCAUGGAAACAACAGGCAAGGAGGAGGAGGAGGGCUCUCCAAGCGUGAAGGGGGAACCAGUGAAAGGAUCGGACCUCCACGAAGACAACGUGACCGAGCAAACUCAUCACAUUAUUAUACCGAGCUACGCGGCCUGGUUUGACUACAACAGUGUUCAUGCCAUUGAGCGCAGAGCCUUGCCAGAAUUUUUCAAUGGGAAGAACAAAUCCAAAACCCCGGAGAUUUACCUGGCGUACAGGAACUUUAUGAUUGACACCUACCGGCUGAACCCUCAGGAAUAUCUGACGUCCACGGCCUGUCGCAGAAACCUGGCAGGAGACGUGUGUGCCAUCAUGAGAGUGCACGCCUUCCUGGAGCAGUGGGGCCUGAUCAAUUACCAGGUUGACUCUGAGAGCCGACCCACGCCCAUGGGCCCCCCACCCACUUCUCACUUCCACGUCCUGGCAGACACUCCGUCCAGUCUGGUGCCCCUGCAGCCCAAGACGUCCCAGACCCCUGCGACCCAGCAGGUGAUCUCAUUCCCAGAUAAAGUGAAGGAGAAACCAGCCGAUCUACAAAACUUUGGGUUGCGGACUGACAUGUACAGCAAGAAGACUUGUUCUGCAAAGAGCAAGAGCACAGCGAGUUCCAUGAGGGAGUGGUCAGAGCAAGAAACACUACUCCUACUUGAGGGGUUGGAGAUGUACAAGGACGACUGGAACAAGGUUUCAGAGCACGUGGCCAGCCGUACGCAGGAUGAGUGCAUCCUGCACUUCCUGCGGCUGCCCAUUGAGGACCCUUACUUAGAGGCGAACUCGUCGUCCCUGGGACCGCUAGCCUUCCAGCCAGUUCCUUUCAGCCAGGCAGGAAACCCUGUCAUGAGCACAGUGGCCUUCCUCGCCUCUGUCGUCGACCCACGCAUUGCCUCCGCUGCAGCCAAAUCUGCUCUGGAGGAGUUUUCUCGUAUGAAGGAGGAGGUUCCUGGCACUCUUGUUGAGGCUCACGUGAGGCGGGUCGAGGAGGCGGCGAGGGUCAGCGGCCGACAGGACCCGCUGUAUGGCUUGGAGGGUAGUGGCAUCGCAGGCACCGGCCUGGAGGAGGGAGACAGGCCCGAUGAAAGUAGUGUUGAAAGAAAGAGUGACAGCCAACCGGGCGACGAGAAGAGGGAAGCCAAGGACAGCAAAGAUGGAGCGACUGAGGAAGAGGAGAAACGGGCAGAGAAUGGGAAGAAGGAAGAAGAAAGAGGAAGAGAAGCAGAAGGAGAGAGGGAGACGAACAAAAGAGAGUCAGAGAUCGGUGACGGAGAGAAGGCGAAGGACGGAAAAGAGGGCACAGAGGAAGGACAGAGAGAAGCAGAGAGUGAAGGAGAGAGGAAGGCUAAGGUGGAGCGUGACGUUGCAGAGGGGAACCUUGCCACUGCUGCUGCGUCUGCUCUCGCUGCUGCUGCCGUCAAAGCCAAGCACCUGGCUGCGGUUGAAGAGAGGAAGAUUAAAUCCCUCGUGGCUCUGCUGGUGGAGACCCAAAUGAAGAAGCUGGAGAUUAAACUGCGACAUUUUGAAGAACUGGAAACCAUAAUGGACAGAGAGAGGGAGGCUUUGGAGUACCAGCGUCAGCAGCUGCUGGCCGACCGUCAGUCCUUCCACAUGGAACAGUUGAAAUAUGCCGAGAUGAGGGCCCGCCAGCAGCACUUCCAGCAGAUUCAGCACCAGCAGCAAAGCCAGGCCAGUGGCCCCCCAGCACCAGCCCCACCACCCCCGGCCCCCAACACACCAGUGCCGCCGCUGGCCCCCAGUCCCGCGUCCCCAGCCUCAACUUCUGCACCGGCCCCGGAGUCCCAACCCCCUCACACCUCGCCCCCCUGCCCCCCAGGUGCAACCCCAGCUACCCACUCAAGCUCCAGCUCCAGCACUACGCCUGUACUCCACGAGCCCACUCCCCCUCUUCCUGGAGAAACACUCCAUCCUUCAGCUCCAGUCCAACCUCCACAGUGAGAGAAUCCUACAUGACUCUGACCACUUGCCGGUAUCAUCUGAAAUGAAGAAGUCAUAAACCGAAGAAGAACACAUUUUACAUGUUCAGCUUUUAUUUUUUAUUUUUUUUAACAAAACAAUUGAUGAAAGAAAGAAAAAAUGAUAAAGAAUAAAACAAACCAGCUCCACUCGAAAAAUUUGUCCUUUUUAAAUUGAAUCUGCCUAUGAAGAAAAUGUAGUUUCAAACAGAAGCUGUUCAUCCUGUGCGAUCGAUUGGACGACAACAUCCCACUUCAUAAUUUGAAGCUUAGCACCAGAGUGAACGCCGAGGUCUCACCCACAUGCUGCCGGUCAAGGAGGAAGAGAAAAGACUCAUCUUGUGUUUUCAGUGUUUUGGCAAUUGUUGCAUUUAUUUUCUGCAACAGUUUGACACAGCUUGUGAAGUUUGUGCUUCGCAAUCGCUCUAGAGUUCCCCCCUUGUACUGUAGGUACUAAUUAAAAUAUAUGUAAGACAAAAAUGCACUUUUAACAUGUUUCCCAAGGUCUAAUUGAAAGACUUGAAGCCUCAAUGAUUAAAUCGAUGAUUUAACUUUAGCACUUAUAUCAUCUUUUUGUUGUCUUAAAUACAUUUUCAUGCUGAAGGUUUUGAAAACUUGAUUGGAAAUGUUACUUUUUCCGCUCUAUUUUUAUUUGUUUUCCAUGAACAAACAGUCACUCGACGGGUCUGGCCUGGAGGUCACGUGUCUAAAACCAGAGAAAUGUCUGAUAUGAAUGGAAAAAAAAUUGAAGUGAGUUGGUUUGUAUGCAGUCUGAGACGAUGUACUGUAAAUUUGAUUUUUUUUUUUUUUUACAAACAUCUUGUGUUGCCCCGUAAUGAUAAUAUUUGAAAGUUCUGACAACAUGAAAUCAUCAUACUGAGAAAGAACUCUCUUUAAAAAUAUCUUUAUAAUGUCCUUCCUUUCGACAGCACUUAAGGAAUAACAUGUCAGCGAGGAGCUUCAUGUUGUUCACAUCUGGAUAAACUAAAGCAUCCAGGAGUUUCUGAGGAAUGUAGUUGUGUUCAAAGGGAAUGAUUGAAAGUCUGGGAAUAAUAAUUAUACCAGUGACCGCAAGAGUGUUUCUUAAUAAUUUGACUUUUUGUUAUUUGCUCAACCAAAAUAUUUUAUAAUCAUGUUUAUCUCACAUUUAUUCAGUGAGUUUUUUUGUGGUUGCUUGGGAAACUAAGAAGAUUUUUUUAGCAGCUUGUUUUUCGAUGGUGCAUUUCAAGUUACACAUGGAAGAAAUGUGAAGCCUGUCAAAAAACAAGGGAACUCGCACCUUAAACAGCUGACAAUGGAGAAUUGUGUCCUUAAUAUCUGCAACAAUAUCCUCACUUUUUAGCCUAUCAAUUUUUAUAUUUUUUACUUUAUGUUUUUCCAUCUCUUUUCAUAUGUCAACAUUGUAACUGUAUAUUAUUACAUUUGUAGCUUAUAUUUACCCUCUCCACUGUUGUGUAUGAAUCGGGCAGCUUUGUUGGAACUGUCCUGAGAUGUGACUGUGAGCAUUUGUGGAUGUGAACGCAUGCCAUGAAGAUUUGUAAACCACAUUACCGUUCCGUUUUAUUUUACAGUGCCAUUUGUCGUGUGUCACGGAGUUUGGAGAAUUAAGAAAACAGACUUCCUUCUGAACACGACAUGGCACUUCGUGUCAUGAAUUAUAAUACAGUCAGAAGGUGAAACUUUACAAUUAAUGUCCGUCAAGCCAGUAUUGCCGACCUCACCAUAGCUGUGAGCAUAAAUGGACUUCUUUUAUCUGUGUUAUUACUACAUUGUGUGAAUUUUGUGAUAUGAAAUAAGUGUAUGUUCAGUUUCUGUAUUUUUCACUACGCUGAAGGUAGCAGCCGUUGCAUUGAUUACAGAUCGAUACAGUAGAAUACAUUUUUCCUCAGUAAAUCAUCACAUUCGGACUGGCAGUUUGUAUUGAACAACAAUGCAUAACUAAAGCAGUUCAGGUUUUAAUUACAAAAUGUUAGGGAAAAAAUAAAGAUGUGAAGAGGAA